Molecule: messenger RNA, 1335 nt
Organism: Eremothecium gossypii ATCC 10895
Lineage: Eukaryota; Fungi; Ascomycota; Saccharomycetes; Saccharomycetales; Saccharomycetaceae
Product: DMT family transporter
Exons: 1
Coding region: 1-1335 (444 amino acids)
Biological process (GO): regulation of peptide transport
Cellular component (GO): membrane
Source: RefSeq, marked provisional
AUGUGUCGAACAGCACAGAUGAGGGGCGACCAUCUUGACGGACUAGCGAGCCAGUCACGUUGGGAGCCCAAGGCCUCUACGUUGCCGUUCGUUCCUGAAGCCCAGCCAGUCGAAAAUAUGGAGCAGAGGUCCCUAUCGGGGCUGUCGAGCGGAAGUAGAAGGGUAUACGCGAAACGCCGCGCGGAGCGAUGGGCGUUAGGUCUGGUUCUGUUGGGUAUCGUGGUGUUGUUGUGGGUACUGUCGUCAUUUUUGGUGAAUCUGUUAUUUGAAGAUGCGACGUAUCGGAAGCCCUUUUUGAUCACAUACGUAAACACCGCCGCGCUGAGUCUGUACCUAGUGGCUCCGACGGUGCAGCUGCUUUGGCGGCGGCGGCGGAGCGGCGUAUGGGAGCUCGAUUCGUUCGUGACCGUCAGAGAGGAAGGCAAGGAUGCACAGGAGAGCGCGCUGCUCAGCGACGGCGGCGAGCAGACGCUGUUGCUGUUGGGGGACGACGCCCGGCAGCGGGGCUGCAGCGACCUGAGCGGCAAGCCUGUGCAAAUUUCGCUAUGGGCUACUGCGAAGCUGAGCGCGGUCUUCUGCGUGCUGUGGUUUGUGGCGAACUUUGUGACGAACGCGUCUCUAGGCUUUACUUCGGUUGGCUCUGCGACAAUCCUGUCCUCCACGUCGUCCUUCUUCACGCUCCUUUUGGGGGUCCUGAUGAAAACCGAAUCUGCAAGUGUCCUGAAGGUCCUCGGUUCUGUAGUGUCAUCCCUGGGGAUUGUGCUUGUCACCAAAUCUGACACCGGGGGAGCUGCGCCGACUGUAGGUGCCUCGCUGGAGGCAUCAUCUGCAAUCUCGGUACUCAUUGGGAACAUCCUGGCGCUUGCAGGCGCCCUGUGUUACGGAAUUUAUCUUACACUGCUAAAGUGGCGUGUCCGGGACGAGUCCCGGAUCAAUAUGCAGGUCUUCUUCGGAUUCGUGGGCCUGUUCACGCUCGUAUUCCUCUGGCCAGCGAUUGUCCUUCUGCAUGCAACAGGUUGGGAGGAAUUCAGGCUCCCGCCUAACGGGCGCAUCUUGUUCAUUGUGCUGGUAAACUGCCUCACUACGUUCAUCAGCGACUACUGCUGGGCCAAGGCUGUGCUGCUGACUUCCCCCCUUACCGUGACCAUGGGCCUCAGCGCCACCAUCCCCCUGGCAAUGCUCGGCGAUUUCCUUUUAAAAGAUAGGAGCAUGUCCUUUGCAUACAUUUUAGGCGCAAUUCUGAUAUGUGGGUCGUUCCUCGUCAUCAACAACCAUUCCAACGCAGAAACCACUGCGUCCGAAAGAGACCCUGCUCUCUGCACCCAGGGCGCUUAA